Morus notabilis is the source of this 1386-nucleotide messenger RNA. Its product is annotated as N-alpha-acetyltransferase 40. Gene Ontology annotation, molecular function: histone H2A acetyltransferase activity; protein N-terminal-serine acetyltransferase activity; histone H4 acetyltransferase activity. Gene Ontology annotation, cellular component: nucleus. The transcript has 7 exons. Bases 304 to 1119 code for a protein of 271 amino acids. The record is from RefSeq and is a predicted model, not a curated record. Lineage: Eukaryota; Viridiplantae; Streptophyta; Magnoliopsida; Rosales; Moraceae.
UUCUCUCAUUUUCUUAAAAAAAAAAAAAAAAACCGCGGCACGCUGAUCCCUCUCCCUCGGAGAGCCGCCGCAAUCCGCCCCGCACCCAGCAGCAAGUCGUGAAGCCCACCGUGCAUGCCGCCAACAUCGUGAGAUUCGUCGAGUCUGCCGCCACCGUCGAUUUUGGCUUUUCCUUUUUGAAGAUUUUCCUUUUUCCAUUUUCCUGGCAAAAGAAGGGAAGUUAUAGGUAUUUAUUCAGAAUACGCCCAUCCAAACACAAACUGCUCGUUUUCUAUUGCAUUUGAGUGGCUAUACUCAGCAUUGAUGGAGUUUAAGAGGUUGUCGAACAACCUUUACGACGACAUUAACAAUACGACUAACAAAAGAAGAAGGGCUAACCGCAAAGAGAUUCUUGAGAAAAAGAAGGCAAUUGGUGAAGUGAUUAAGGUUGCUCUAGCAGAGAAGGACCCUCUUUCUUCUUUCCCUGCAUUUCGCUGUUACCGCAGAGAAAACCUUUCUGUAUACUUCGAAUCUGGACGUGGUGAUGAACUCUCUUUUCAUCUUAAAAAUUACAUCCAAAACCUCCUUAAGGUCAAUAUGGAAGGACCUUAUGGGUUUGAGUGGCCAGUGGAAGAAAAGGUAAAGCGCAGGGAAAUGGUUGCAUGUGAAGCACGUUAUAUAUUUGUGUAUGAGGCUUUGAAUGCAAAUGCAUGUAAAUCAUCCUCUCGAUUGGAAAGAAGUUUUACUAAUUGUCGGGCAGAUAGAAGACCCUUGGUCGGAUUUGUACAUUAUCGAUUUGUCAUAGAGGAAGAGUUGCCAGUUCUUUACGUUUACGAAUUGCAACUGGAGUCUCGUGUGCAAGGGAAGGGACUGGGCAAGUUUCUAAUGCAAUUAAUCGAACUUAUUGCUCAAAAGAACCAAAUGGGCGCUGUGCUGUUGACGGUUCAAAAAGCAAACUUGGGUGCUAUGAACUUCUACGUGAAUAAUCUGAGAUAUCUUGUAUCAACAAUAUCACCAUCAAGAGUUGAUCCAUCGAUAGGGAUUCAGAAAAGCUAUGAAAUUCUUUGCAAAACAUUUGAUCAUGAGGCAAAUGCCAUCUUGGCUGAAGAAAAUGUGGGAUCGAAAUUAUCAAACAUUUAAUUGGUUUGACAAAUGGAUUUAUCUUUAUACUGACUCUGAGGUACAUGGAUUUGCUAUGUAUAGUUCUACUUCACACCUUUGUUAAGUAAAGUUAAUGUUCGGUAUGAAUUUGCAAAAGACAUUACACUCGCAAAAUUACUCAAAUGAGUACAUAGAAUUAGGUUUUAAUGUUCGGUAUCAAUUUAGUUUCUGGUGAUUUUUUAGUAUUACUGGUAGCUCGGUAAUCCUACCCUGAAGAACAAUCUGUGAUAUGUUGUUAUUGUUACA